Messenger RNA from Triticum aestivum (bread wheat), 741 nucleotides. RefSeq lists its product as uncharacterized. Lineage: Eukaryota; Viridiplantae; Streptophyta; Magnoliopsida; Poales; Poaceae. The transcript has 2 exons. Bases 136 to 546 code for a protein of 136 amino acids. The record is from RefSeq and is a predicted model, not a curated record.
CUGAAGUACUUGAAUAUAUCUGAAAUACCAAAGUGUUUAGUUCUUGUGCGGUUCACGAAAGACGCAAGGUUGGGACUGCCCGCCAGGCGCACAAGCGAUCUGUUGGGAUUUGGAUGGACUGGAGCAGCUGAAAGAAUGAAAUAUAGCCAGGUCAGUGUGUUGGCUUCAGAAGCUAUGCAUGCAGCAUGCAAACACCCAACUUUGUGGGAUCAGUUACAGGAGAGUUUGAAGGCCGUGAUAGCUAAGAGCCAUGAGUAUGAUCAGCUAAAGGAAAAUUUGAGUAAGAAAACGGCUGAUCUUAGUACUUGUGCAAUUGAAUAUGUAGAUGAUGGUGAAGGCAACAUAGUUGAAGUUCAUGAUCCUAUUAAAGUAUCAACGAAAGGUGCAACUAAGGUAGAUGAGAACCGCCCUAUGUCGAAAAAUGGUAGGCCACUUUCGUACGACGAGAUCAGAAUCAGGUGCGGCGCAUGCAAAUUGCUAGGGCACACUAAACGCAGCAAGAAAUGCAAACUAAAUAAGAAAAGCGUGGUGGGCGAAGAAGAGUAGAACAGUUGCUAAAGUUAUGUUAGGAUGAAUCCAGUGAUCUAAUAGUGAGGUGUUUACAAUGUGUUACUGCAUACAUGAUACAUGAUAUAUACUAUUGCAAGAGGCCAGUACCUUGAGAUAGUGCUUGUAGCAUAUAUGGACUAAACAGGAGGCGGUCACUAGGGACUUUAAUCAUGGAAAAUGGAUAGCAUUUUA